GCCGCCGGGGCUUCGGAACUUGUGGGCAGUGUUGGGGCGCCUUUAAUUUAUAACGUGUUAACGUGUUUCGUUUUGCACAGGAUGGGGAGGGACGCGCGGCGGUGCCAUCGGGAACUGGCGCUCCGGUGAAGUAGGAGCCGGCGCAGCCGCCGGCCGGCCGCCUGCUCCGAGCCUUUCCGUGCCGCGGCGGCUCAGUCUCUGCCAUGGCCGGAUCCGGCGCGUGGAAGCGCCUCAAAUCUCUGCUAAGGAAGGAUGAUGCGCCGCUGUUUUUAAAUGACACCAGCGCCUUUGACUUCUCGGACGAGGUGGGGGACGAGGGGCUUUCUCGGUUUAACAAACUUCGAGUUGUGGUGGCCGAUGAUGGUUCUGAAAUCCCAGAAAGGCCUAUUAACGGGGCGCACCCGGCCCUGCAGGCCGACGACGAUUCCUUACUGGACCAGGACUUAGCUUUGACCAACAGUCAGCUGAGUUUGAAGGUGGACCCCUGUGACAACUGCAGCAGACAGCGGGAGUUACUGAAGCAGAGAAAGGUGAAAACCAGAUUGACCAUUGCGGCCGUUCUUUACUUGCUUUUCAUGAUUGGAGAACUUGUAGAUUAUUUUGGCCCUUAUGUGGAGAUGGAUUGGAGGGUGCAAGAAUGGAAGCAAGUAAACUAUUGCAGAGGUCCAGAAAAGAAACAAUUAUGGCUUGGACUGGUGUGGAUGGAGAUUGAGAAAUAUUCUAGAGGUGGAUACAUUGCAAACAGCCUAGCAAUCAUGACAGAUGCGCUUCAUAUGUUAACUGACCUAAGCGCUAUCAUACUGACCCUGCUUGCUUUGUGGCUAUCUUCAAAAUCACCAACCAAAAGAUUCACCUUUGGAUUCCAUCGCUUAGAGGUUUUAUCAGCUAUGAUUAGUGUGCUGUUGGUGUAUAUACUUAUGGGAUUCCUCCUAUAUGAAGCUGUCCAAAGAACUAUCCAUAUGAAAUACGAAAUAAAUGGAGAUAUAAUGCUCAUCACUGCAGCAGUUGGAGUUGCUGUUAAUGUAAUAAUGGGGUUUCUGUUGAACCAGUCUGGUCACCACUCCCAUUCCCACUCCCUGCCUUCAAAUUCUCCUACCACAGGUUCUGGCUGUCGGCACAACCAUGGGCAGGACAGCCUGGCAGUGAGAGCUGCAUUUGUACAUGCCUUGGGGGACUUGGUGCAGAGUGUUGGUGUACUAAUAGCUGCAUACAUCAUAAGAUUCAAGCCAGAAUACAAGAUUGCUGAUCCCAUCUGUACAUAUGUAUUUUCAUUACUUGUGGCUUUUACAACAUUUCGCAUCAUAUGGGACACAAUAGUUAUAAUACUAGAAGGUGUACCAAGCCAUUUGAAUGUAGACUAUAUCAAAGAAGCCUUGAUGAAAAUAGAAGAUGUAUAUUCCGUGGAAGAUUUAAAUAUCUGGUCUCUUACUUCAGGAAAACCUACUGCCAUCGUACACAUACAGCUAAUUCCUGGAAGUUCAUCUAAAUGGGAGGAAGUACAGUCCAAAGCAAAGCAUGUAUUAUUGAACACAUUUGGCAUGUAUAAAUGCACUGUUCAGCUUCAGAGUUACAGGCAAGAAGUGGACAGAACUUGUGCACAUUGUCAGAGUUCCAGUCCUUAACUUGAUACGUUUUGGGGACUACUGCCUUAUUCAUCCUGCAGUCACAGAGCUGAGGGCAGUAAAUGCACACAUCUGCCUGAGGAAAUGGACUCCCUACCAGCUGUGUUCACAUCAAGCAGGGUCCCUCAGAACAGUCACUCCAGCCGGACAGCGCUAGUUUCUGUUUAAUGAUCUGUCAUGUGCAUCUUGCCAGACAGGACAUCCGACUUACAGCUCACCAAUCAGGGAUGUUUCUUGUGAUGUUGGUAGGAACCUGCAAAUUAGAAGAAAUUGUCGUGGGGGAGUUCCUCAGUAUGGACUUGUGUAUGUGCAUGCAGGUCAUCCUGUCAUUGAUUUCUCGCUUACAGAGGGUUCACGCUGUUCUUCUAAUCAUAUUGUGAGGACCAACGAACAUUUUCUGAUUUUUGGUAAGACUGAAAAACAUUUAUGGAGACUUUCCCAAUUAAAUCUAUGACAGUGUCAAAAUAAUGUAAUUAAGUAUAUCCUGAAGUAACUGCAACGCAAAAUUGAAAUGGCCAGUAGUAUGUCAGCUUUGCUCCUGGAAGAUACUGUGUAUUUGGAAAGCUUUUGCUUCUCUAAAAAAAAAAUGUUAUUAAGUAAGCCAUAUCCCCUUUAAGAAAUUGUAUAUACUUUUCCAUUUGCCCUUUCAGAAACCAGGUAUUUUGCAUAUGAUUGAUUUGAGGAAGAUUUUGAAGCUGGGGUUUGCCCAUGUAAUUUAAGAUCAAAGUAUAGUAUAUGUAUAUGUACCAUGUUUGCAAUUUUCAAAUUGUAAUUUCCUAUACAUUUAUUAAAGUAUUGUUUUGCUGUGUGGUUUAUUAAAAAAUGAAAAUAUACAACCCCC
This is a messenger RNA of Leptonychotes weddellii (Weddell seal), 2463 nucleotides long. NCBI's taxonomy places the organism in Eukaryota, Metazoa, Chordata, Mammalia, Carnivora, Phocidae. The record is from RefSeq and is a predicted model, not a curated record.